Molecule: messenger RNA, 545 nt
Organism: Etheostoma cragini (Arkansas darter)
Lineage: Eukaryota; Metazoa; Chordata; Actinopteri; Perciformes; Percidae
Exons: 4
Coding region: 186-545 (119 amino acids)
Source: RefSeq, a predicted model, not a curated record
UGAUUCAGCUGCAGGACGAGCGGCUGGCCACCAUCGACCGAGACAACCGCCUCCAGGCUUCCAAACUGGCCGACAUCGGGUGCUCUCACGGCUGGGUGGACCACCGCAACCAGUACCAGCAGCGGAGUCUGAACGCCUCCAAGCGGCGGGAGGAGCUUCUACUGAUCGGGCGUCAGAACCAGGCCAUGCUCCAGCGGAUCACGUCUCGCCAGUCCGAGUACCGGCGCCAGCUGUGGGUGGAUGACUGGGAGAAGGUGGAGCAGUUGCGGGACAACAUUACCCGGUACCCCCAAGGCCUCAUCGACAAACAGAAAGCGCAAAGGAAGGUGAAGUUCGCAGCCGUGAUGGGAAGUGAGCAUGGGGAAAAUACCGACAGUACCGAAACCGCCAGGACCGAUACCGCCAGGACCGAUACCGCCAGGACCGAUACCAACAGGACCGAUACCAACAGGACCGACGCUGACGGGAUCAAGAGACCGGAGACACAAACUAAAAAAACAUUAAAUGUGUCCUUCCACUAUCCUCGGCUUACGGCUUUGAUUUAA